AAACGCAUCCCGUAUAUUGUCAAGUUUGCAUAGUGCUUCUAUCUCGCUUGAACAAUGUCUCGCUCCGACUUCACUCCCGGUAUGGAGCAUGUCAACGUCGCUUUUAGCGACAGCGAAGGGGAUGUCACAACUCUGAAACAACGCCAGAUCGACACCAACAAAAGCGAUGUGUAUGGAGUAUGUUGUGCCUCGUCCGGACACGUCCCCACCCAGACCCCCGUGGGGGAGGAGGAUGACAACGCCCAUGUGAAGGCUUUGGGGCUGGAAUACGGGGUGGAUGAUGUGCCCCCACCCCACUUGUGCCUUGUGUUCGGUCUACAGCAAGUGCUACUGAGCAUCAGUUCCACCAUCUCCAUCCCCCUCGUGGUGUCCGGCAACAUCUGCGCCGGCGACAUGGAGCUGGUCAAGUCGGAGAUCAUGUCCACCUUCCUCGUGAUGUGUGGCACGUGUACCAUCCUGCAGUGUGUCAUCGGUGUGAGACUUCCAAUAAUUCAAGGAGGAUGUCACAAAUUCCUGCCCGCUAUUGCUGCUCUCAUGGCCCUUGAACGAUGGCAGUGCCCGGAUCUAGGGACAGAUGGGCAAGUAUUGAACGAUGAUGGAUCCAACUCGUCGCUGACUAGAACUGAUGUUUGGCAAAUGCGAAUGCGAGAGAUUCAGGGCGGUAUUAUGCUUGCCUCACUCGUGCAAGUUUUCGUUGGCUGCACGGGGUUCCUAGGGAUUUUGCUACAGUUCCUUGGACCAAUCACAAUCGUCCCUACCAUUAGUCUCGUCGGGCUGUCUCUGACUGGUGUUGCUCUGAACUUCUGCCAGAAACACUGGGGGAUAACGGCAUUAACAGUAGGCCUAGUUUUCCUCUUCGCCCUCUACAUGAGGAACAUCCGGGUCCCGUUUCCAGCCUACACACGUGUCAAGGGAUGUCACAUGACCAGAUACCCCAUAUUCAAACUCUUGCCAGUAUUUCUAGCAGUGGUGAUAGCUUGGUCAUUCUGCGCCAUACUCACCGUAACCAACGUCUUCCCGACGGAGGGAGAUGCCAGAUUUGCCAGAACGGACGUAAAGCUAUCCGUGGUGGACAGUGCAAACUGGCUGUUUUUCCCAUAUCCAGGGCAAUGGGGUUUGCCUACAAUAACAAUUGCAAGCUUCAUGGCGAUGUUGGCAGCCACCAUCACCUCCAUCAUUGAGUCUGUUGGUGAUUACUACGCAUGCGCACGAAUCUCGGGUGCAGCACAACCGCCUGCGCAUGCGAUUAACCGCGGUAUUGCAAUCGAAGGAUUUGGAAGUCUUAUUUCCGGUGCAGUUGGAUCAGGCGGCGCAACGACAUCCUAUAGCCAGAAUGUUGGGGCUAUAGGGUUUACAAAGGUUGCUAGCAGGGCAGCAUUUAUCACAGCGGGAGUCAUCUUCCUCUUUUCGGGACUGAUUGGCAAGGUUGGGGCGGUGCUGACGAUGAUGCCGGACCCAGUCCUCGGAGGAAUCGUUGUCAUUAGUUUCGGCAUGGUGACGGCAGUUGGCUUGUCAACGUUGUCCUAUAUUGACCUGUCAUCUGGGCGCAAUCUGUGCAUCAUCGGAUCGUCUUUACUUAUUGGCUUGAUGGUUCCCCAGUACUUCAGUAAAAACCCACAAGCUAUAAACACAGGGAACGAGGACUUGGAUCAGGUUCUUACAGUUCUGCUGAGGACAUCUAUGUUUGUGGGUGGGAUGCUCGCCUUCUUCCUGGACAACACUGUGCCUGGCACGGAUGAGGAGAGGGGCAUCCUACAAUGGCGGAAACAAGCAGACCCCAGUUCUGCCAACGGCGAUCACACCAGCAUAUACGAUAUUCCCAUCAUCACACCUCUGUUGAGGAAAUGUCGAUGUUCGCGUUACGUCCCCUUCUUGCCGACGUUUAACUUCCGAGUUGGCUCUCCUGUGAAGUACUUGAUGAAGAAACUGCGGCGAAACAAAGGGCAGAUGGCCGACACAAGACAAGAUACGAAGUUAUAAUUUGCGAUAUCCAUACGUAUACUGUCGCCAUUAUUCCUGUAAACUCGAAAACAGACGACAUACCUUAUAUUUUUGUUUGUUUGUUAUAAAUAUGCAAUUUAUAUGCUAUCAUAUGCACGUAUCAGUUUUAACAAAUGUUUUCACAAAUUUGGAUCAUUGUAUUGUCUCCACGAUCUAGUGCGUUGCCUUUCUCCAUAAUUAAUUUGUUGUUUAACGACACACUCAGUAAUAAUACAGCUACAUGGCUGCUUCCAGUAGAUAAUCGAGUCUGAACCAGUAAAUCCAGUGAUCGAUAUUGUGAGCAAAGAUCCAUGCCGUCGGGGUACGAUGACACGCAAUCAAACAAGUCAUCGAACCAGACCAUCCGAUCCAUUCGUCCGACCCUAACGACCAGCACAGCUUCCUAAACUUGUGGUAUGUUUUCAACAAUACGCUGGGGCACGGGCGGACCAGUUGUAUAAGACGCCGCAAUUCGCUGUGUAGAGUUGCGUCCCCUGGGAUCGCCAGAUUGUGGGUUCGAAUCCCGGUUGCCCCGAUUAUGUUUGUAGGUUUGUAAGCACCAUACCCGUACUAGUGGGGUUCACCA
Haliotis rufescens (red abalone) is the source of this 2566-nucleotide messenger RNA. Its product is annotated as solute carrier family 23 member 1-like. The transcript is spliced from 11 exons. The coding region runs from base 55 to 1980 and encodes 641 amino acids. Gene Ontology annotation, biological process: transmembrane transport. The record is from RefSeq and is a predicted model, not a curated record. Lineage: Eukaryota; Metazoa; Mollusca; Gastropoda; Lepetellida; Haliotidae. Gene Ontology annotation, cellular component: membrane. Gene Ontology annotation, molecular function: transmembrane transporter activity.